Messenger RNA from Daphnia magna, 5482 nucleotides. Its product is annotated as rho GTPase-activating protein 12. Lineage: Eukaryota; Metazoa; Arthropoda; Branchiopoda; Diplostraca; Daphniidae. The record is from RefSeq and is a predicted model, not a curated record. Gene Ontology annotation, molecular function: protein binding. Bases 399 to 4646 code for a protein of 1415 amino acids. Gene Ontology annotation, biological process: regulation of GTPase activity; signal transduction. Gene Ontology annotation, cellular component: cytoplasm. The transcript is spliced from 14 exons.
UCCGCUUCAUUCGCAUACGGUGAUCGUACCACGGAGCCAGCUCAUUUGUUCCGUGUUCUUUUAGCUGUGAAACUGUACAAUAGUUUGUGUCUGUGUAGUCUGUUCCAUACGAGUGCCGAAGAAAGGCCAUAUGCAUUAAUGAAGGCAAGUCGAGGGGACAUUCUGCCAAAAAUUUUGGCUUAUCCUAGUCAUGUCGUCGUCGUCCUCUUUCACUCUAUUUAAUUACUAGUUCACUAUUCUGCUUCGACGAGCUGAGAUAUUGUCGACCGUCUCUUUGCAUAUCAUCAGUAUAUAUUCCAAGCACUGGCGCUUGGAAGCCUGAAGCGACUAUGACCUCGAUCCGUUGUGGCCGCUAAUGUUGCAGCGCCAGGUGCAGUCCUGCAAGAGAACCAGGACCAAUGGCCCCCAUGGAGUCUCAAGGCUGGAGGAAGAAAAGCACAGUAACAGUCCUCUAUAGUUACUCUUAUCCAGUGUCAAACUCCACUGGCACCAGCAGUCAGGAUGGUGAAAACGAAGUGUCGAUGCAGGAAGGAGAACGACUGAUUCUACUGGAGAAGAGUAACACAGAUUGGUGGCAAGUGCGAAGACCAGGAGAUAAGAGUCAACCCUUUUAUGCCCCUGCAAACUAUCUGCAAGAAGAUGGGAUAAGCAAGGCCAAAAAAGCUAUUCCGUCUUCCCAGUCUUCCUUCAGCAGUGGCGAAUCUCUGGCUUCGACGUACGGCCAUAAUGCCAUCAAUCCAUCUGGUCACAAUAAAUUGAAUGUCAAUCGACGUCACAUUGGCCUUUCAUCGGCAACUUCCGCUUCAGUCACGCACUUGAACGAGAGCCGCAGUGACGAUUGCUUGCAAUUAACUUCUCGGCAACAACCAUCUGACAAGUCAUCUUCCAGCGUUAAAUGGUCCAUCCGGCAAGCGGCAAACUCCGAGCUUCGUAAACAGCGAUCUACCUCGAUGGACGCCAUCAUGUUUCUUGAGCUUUUGGAGAAUGAAAUAAAAGACAUGCCUGGCGGAGGUGGAGCUAGUGGAGAUGUAACGAAAAAAGGCAAAAAUCACAACAGCGAAAAUAUGCACAACAGGAGCAGUAGUAGCAUCGGCAGGCAAUUGAAAAGCGAGUCUUUGGUCGACAGAUUCAAGAAGCCGCGAAUCUCAAAAGAUCUGUGGGAACGACGAAAAUCUUGGGCUGUAGAAGAGUCAACUCCUCCCCCAUCUGUUCACUUGAUGGGACAGUCCUCACGCCAUCAUCGUCAUCCUCUGAAGGAAGAAGAAACAGCCAACAUCAAUCCGAAACAUCAUCACCAGCGCCGCUCAAUGCAGUCGCUGUUGGCGGCUCCGCCACUGCCACCGCGUCUUUCUGCCCAGCAAGAAAAUCAGUCGAGCUUCGGCAGACUGCGAGAUAAAACGUCGACGAGUGUAAACCAACGGGAGUGCAGUGAUGCAGGUGACGCUGAUAAGAAUAUUGAUAAGGCCCCAGCUCUACCGCCCAAAAGGAAUCCCAAUCAAGGCGCAGUUAACGUUUCAUCAGUCGUGUCAGUGUCACCAGCUCGUCCUGCCAAAGUGGACAAUUACUCUCGAGUGAUACCUCUGCGAUCUGCUGCUUCCGCUGGAGGAUCAAUCAAUCACAACAUUAGUGUCGUGUCGAAGGCAACCAAUUCCAAUGCAGCUAAUAACGAAACUAUUUUGAAUCGUUCUUCCCCUCCAUCUUCGUCGCCUCUUGUGAGUCACAAUCGCCUCUUAUCAGAGUCGUUAGAGAAGUUGGCACAGCAAAUUCAGACGCCCCUCUCUUAUCCCCACCCUAUUCCUCCACCGCGUCGUUCCUCAUCCGAAUCCAUGGAACGAUCUGCUGGGAAUAUGGGCCAGUCCAGUAGCAGUUCAUCGUCUCCUCCUCGACUGCCCCCCAAAAAUACCAAACCUCCUGUGGCUAAACCAACACCAACUGUUAAUACAACCCCCACUAAUACUACAAAUGCGACCGUGACUACUACGCAACAACACAAACAAACAGCGAACAAAUUGAGCAAUUCAGCAUUCAAUACCAAAAACGAGGUCAAGGAUAAUUACGUCAAUUUGUUGAGACCUGUGACUAUGAUCGAUACGUUGGACGACAUUCAAAGCGACGAAUCUGGCAUCAAUAUGAGUUUCAAUAAUCCGCUCUUUAACGAAAAGGAGGACGUGCAAGAAAAAGGAUCGCAGGAACAAUUGGGAUCGAGUGUGGACCUUGAGAGUUCGAUUGACGAUGCCGUCAGCUUGAAAGCAGUCAAGAUAUCACGCGGAUCCGAAUCUAAUUUAUCUGGCAGCGAGUUGGAAGCCUCAUCCACUGAAGAUAUUUUGAGUUCGAAAGACUCGCUCAAUUCCAUCCCGUCAGUCAGGAGUGAUCACUCGAGAUCGAAAAUGAAUAACAACAAUAACAAUAAUAAUACGAGUAGUCUAACGAAGCCACCGCCUGAUUCCCCGGGUCCUCGGCAACGGCCCAGACGAGAACUGUUUGAAAACUGGUCUGAAUAUGUGGACCAGACAUCUGGCCGGCCGUUUUAUUACAAUAACGAAAACCGGGCCAAGAGUUGGAAACCACCAAGGAGGAUAGGAACCAGUCCUAUCACUAGGGGAAUUUCCAUUGAGGAAGAGAAAUUUAACGAUGGUGAUCAACUGUCUAGCAGUGUCGAGUCUCAUCAUUCAUCGACCACUAGCCAUCAAUCACGUCUGGCGUCUAAAGCAGUAAUGGAGGCUCAAGCGGCAAACCGCACCUUACUGGCUGUCCCACCCGGAUGGAUAGAAUCUACAGAUCCGUCCACUGACGAAGUCGUCUACAUCAACGCCGGCACAGGAGCAAGGUGGUAUACAUCACUGGACAGCGAGGGUCGUGUCUAUUUCUAUGAAGAGGACAGCAACGAGUCGCUGUGGGCCCUUCCUCAGAUCACGUCCGUUCCUGGUUUGACUUUGUCUCCCGAUACUGAACCGCAGGUCAUUCAGCAAGGCGUCUUUUAUCCGGAAGGCAGUAAACUCAGUCCAAAAAUGAACGAACAACAACUGCCAGUUGUCCCUGUUUCAACAUCCAAAUGGGAUUUAGUCCGUCAAAGGACGUCGAAAGCGGACCGUAAUAGCAAAACUCGAUCAAUGGUCUUGACGAAUUUCAGCGGCUGUGUCGAGGACAUUGCCGUCGAGAAUAUGAGUGGGGAGGCUAGUCGAGUGACGUUGUUAGCGCCCAGCAAAACGGCUUCACUACCUCGCAAUAUUCAGCCACAAUGGCCUAAUUUGCAUGGGGGUAGCAUCGUAAGUGAUUACCUGACAAACUUUGAUAUCAGAGUUCUUCAACAAGGUGUGUUACACAAAACGAAAUUGACAGAGAAUGGCAAGAAAAUACGCAAAAAUUGGACUUCCUCGUGGGUAGUCUUGACGGACUUAUUCCUUUUCCUCUUUAAAGAAUCCACCACGAAAAUGUCUGCCGCUGCUGGUGGAUCGCCGACGGGAACCAACAAACCGGAAUUGUGUGUAGAUUUGAACGGAGCGACCAUCGAAUGGGCAGCCGUCAAAUCCAGCCGUAAAGGUGUUUUCCAAGUUUCGACCCUUCUCGGCGUCCAGCUCCUAUUACAAGACGAAGAUGAGACCAACGCUGUUGUUUGGUUUAACGAGAUCAAACGUGCCAUUCUGCGCUUGCCGUGUGGCACUAAAGAAACAACAAAUCAUUAUCCAUCGCCAUUCCCAUCGCCCUUGAUUAACACUAGACCCCAAAAAUUGUCCUUAGAAAGCAAAAAUUUCUCGCCGGAGUUCAGGCACAAACGCAAUGACUCGGCAAAUUUUCUCAGUCCACCAUCUCCUGAUGUACCGCAGAGUUUCAGCAACAAUAGCAGUUUGGUGAAGCAAGGCAGUAAGAAAAACCGGCUGGGACGGACCAAAUCCACGAAAGUGCCUUUCCUGGGUAGUACGGAGGAUUUGACGGCAGUUGGUCCAGGAGCCAGCCCGGAAAGACAAAAAAAUUUGAGAGACAAAUUGCGCAAAUUUUUUGUGCGCAGACCCACGGUCGACACGUUGGUCCGAAAAGGCAUCUGGAAGGACGAGCCGGUGUUUGGCUGCCAUCUGUCGGCACUCUGUCAUGCAGAUGAGUCCACUGUGCCCAAAUUUGUCCAGCAAGUGAUUCAACUGAUCGAGAGCAAACUGGAGAACAUGAAAGCAGACGGAAUUUAUCGAGCUAGCGGAAAUCUUUCACAAAUUCAAAAGAUUCGUUGCCAGGUCGACCAGUACAACUGGGCCAUCUUGGAAAUCGAAGACGAUGUUCAUGUAUUGACGGGUUGCUUGAAACUCUUCUUCCGUGAACUCAAGGAGCCUCUUAUUCCGUGCCCUCUUUUUGAGAGAGCUUUGCAGGCUACGAAUUAUCAGGGACCUAAUCCGGAACGAAUACGGCGAUAUCGAGAAAUCAUCGAAUCAUUGCCUACGGAGAAUUAUGAUACGUUGCAGUACCUUUUGCGCCAUUUGCUCAAAAUUACGGAAUACCGCGAGCAUAACCGCAUGCACAUUUCAAAUUUGGCCAUCGUCUUCGGACCAACUUUGAUGUGGGCGGCCACUGUGUCCAACAACUUGGCGCUCGAUAUGAUGCAACAGAAUCUUGUAGUCGAAGCCUUACUCAACAACUACCACAACAUUUUCAACAGGUGAUUUGUUUUGGUAUCCAAGCGGAUUCAACAUUUAAAAAGUUCGAAUAACUUCACUUGGGUCUGAUUGCUUAAGAUGACUGGAAAUGGUCUCUUUCUUUCUCUUGUGGCUUCCAUGCCAAUAUAGGCCAAUUAGAUAGACUGGCUAUUUGUAACUAUACGCGCACACGUAUCAUUAUUUCCAAUCGCGGCCUUCCUUUCCAUUGACAGUUCGAAAGUGUAUUAGUCAGACUGUCUUGUAUUAACAUGUUUAAAAAUGCUGUAUCGUAUGAGAUGAGGGAUGUGUUUUGUGGAUUCCACUUGAUGGAUUUAUUUGCUGCACAUUUUAUUUUGUCAGCGUAUCUUUACCCUUUCUAUUCCCCAAGUACAGUUGUUAUUAUCAUAAUGUUAUCCUAUUGUUCCAACGUCGAUUGCUGUCCAUAGUAGAAAAAGAAAAGAAAAAUUCGAAUUAGAAAAGUAUACUUGUUCGUACGGAGAAUUAAAUAAGCGAUUGCGUGUUUUUUUUUCCGGGUGGGUCACAAUUUAUUAGUAUUGAAAUCCUAUUUACCAUUUGUGCAUAUCUUUCUCUUGAUUUUGCCUUCUUAUUUUCUCCUGCCACCAUACACCCACACAUUCCCGGUUUAGAUUGACCUAUUGUUUUUCCUUGGCAAUAGAGUAUGGAUUAACAACUGUUUUGGAACACUUUGACGGUUAAUGUUGACUUGUCGUUUAUUCGUCAUGUUUUCUGGAUCAUUCAGUUGCUGGCAAGUUUACCUAUUGUUGACAGUGAAAGAGAGAAAUCACACAUUCUCAGUUGUGUCAUGCUAGAAUAAAAAUUAAAAUAAAUCAAAUUGCAACGUC